AUGCACUGCACUUCUGCAAAAGAAAUAUGGGACAAGUUUCAAAGAAUCUAUGAAGCAGACGUAAAGGUAGCCAAACUGCAAAAUUUUCAAGGUUGGUUUGAAGGACUGAAGAUGAAGGAGGAAGAAAAGAUUCUUGAUUACCUUCAGAGAGUGGAUGAAAUAGUUAAUGCUAUAAGGGGAAUAGGAGAGUAUGUUUCAGAUGAAGUUAUAGUCAAGAAAGUGUUGAGAUCAUUGACAACAAAGUAUGACAUAAAAGUGUCUGCUAUUGAAGAAGCUAAAGAUCUGAAAAUUUUCUCCAUGGAUGAACUAUUUGGUUCAUUAUCAUCCUAUAAAAUGAGGACUAUAAGUGUUGAAGAAACAAAGAGAGAAGUUGUCUUCACCUUUGAGAAGAAAGGAAAAGAAGUUGCAAGUAGUGUAGAUGAUGAAGAAUCAGAUGUUGUCGAAGCCAACUUUGUAAGGAAAUUAAAGAAAGGAUUAGGUAAGUAUAGAGGAAAACUUCACUUCAAAUUUUUUGACUAUGGAAAAAUAGGACACUUUGUUGCUAAGUGUCCAUAUAAGAAGGAAGAUAAGAAUGAGGGUAAUGUCAAGGAUACAGACAAAAAGUUUUAUAAACCUAGAAGGAAUUUACAAAAGAAGAAAGUUCUUUACACUUUUGAUAGUGGUGUCUCUAAUGAUGAAAGUGAGUCAGCUAAGGACUCCAAUGAAGAUGAAAAACAAACUAAUCUCUUCAUGGCACAAGAGGUCCUUAAUGAGGAUCAGAGUGGUGCUCAAUCUGAAAAUCAAAAUGACAGUGAGGAAGAGGAUGCAGAUGUCGGUUGA
This is a messenger RNA of Cryptomeria japonica (Japanese cedar), 819 nucleotides long. RefSeq lists its product as uncharacterized. Bases 1 to 819 code for a protein of 272 amino acids. Lineage: Eukaryota; Viridiplantae; Streptophyta; Pinopsida; Cupressales; Cupressaceae. The record is from RefSeq and is a predicted model, not a curated record. The transcript has a single exon.